AUGAAGUCUUUUGCUGAUCAGAAGAGACGGGACGUCUCUUUCGCGAAGGGGGAGAAAGUGCUCCUCUCAACACAAAACUUUGAGCUCGCGAAUCCAGGGACUCGCAAGCUUUUGCCCAAGUGGGUAGGACGGUUCAAAGUGAUCGAAGCGGUGGGCAAGGUCGCUUAUAAGUUGAAGCUUCCGCCAAAUCUCAAGAUGCAUAACGUGUUUCACGUUAAUCUUGUGAAGCCCUACAGAAAUGAUGGCAGAGUGCAGCCGCCUCCACCACCCAUCGAAAUCGAUGACUCAUUGGAGUAUGAGGUCGAAAGAGUACUCGACGACCGCAAGGUUAAACGCGGAAAAAGCACCAAGACAGAGUUCCGAGUCAAAUGGUCAGGGUAUGGGCCCGAGCACAAUACUUGGGAGCCAGAGAAGAACCUUACUAAUUGUAAGGAUAUUCUCGAAGAGUAUUGGGUUUAUGUGGGAAAGUCUCGGAAAGGUGUACCCGAGCCCGCCCAAGUCCAGGUGGAACCUGCUAAGGCUAAGAAGCCGAAGCAGAAGGUUGUCACCAUGUCAGUUCUUCCGUUGGAGUCCUGCGAGGGUGAUGCCUAUCACGCCUUGCAUGAUCACUUCAGAGAACGUCUAGAGAAAAGUAUCAAGGACUGCGCCGAGAUCGACGAGAAGAACAAGGCGAACGAGCAGAAGCUGGUCAAGGUCUGGCAUGCCAAGUUGGAUGCCAGCCAAGACCCCGGGGCAUUCAAAUAA
Molecule: messenger RNA, 744 nt
Organism: Klebsormidium nitens
Lineage: Eukaryota; Viridiplantae; Streptophyta; Klebsormidiophyceae; Klebsormidiales; Klebsormidiaceae
Source: the annotation of a GenBank genome assembly